Amphiprion ocellaris (clown anemonefish) is the source of this 1210-nucleotide messenger RNA. It is a transcript of the gene gpx8, whose product is annotated as glutathione peroxidase 8 (putative). Gene Ontology annotation, biological process: response to oxidative stress. Bases 56 to 760 code for a protein of 234 amino acids. Gene Ontology annotation, molecular function: glutathione peroxidase activity. Lineage: Eukaryota; Metazoa; Chordata; Actinopteri; Pomacentridae. The transcript has 3 exons. The record is from RefSeq and is a predicted model, not a curated record.
UGGUCCUCCCCGGGACUCUGGGCAGGAGUCCCCGUUCAGUUCUUCCCCCUCCAAGAUGGAGGCGUUAGGGGGCUACCCUGCCAAGUCCUCCAACCCCAAAGCAAAGAAACUGACGGUGCUGUUGAGCAUGACGGUCGGUGUGGGCUGUUUGUUCCUCCUGCAGACGCAGCUGGUGAAACCCAGAAAACCGAAGGAUUUUUACUCUUUCGAGGUGAAAGACGCGAAGGGGAGGACGGUUUCCCUGGAGAAGUACCGAGGAAAAGUAUGUCCACAUCAUCAGCUGUCGUUUCAGUUUGGCAAGAAAUCGGUUCAAACUUUCUCCCACUCAGAUCCAGCGUCCUUGGUUGUAAACGUGGCGAGUUAUUGCGAGCACACGGAGGCGAACUACAGGUUCCUGCAGGAGCUCCACCGGGAACUGGGCACCUCUCACUUCAACGUCCUGGCCUUCCCCUGUGGACAGUUCGGGGAGACGGAGACCAGAACCAGCAGGGACAUCGAGGCCUUCGCCAAGUCCACCUACGGAGUUACUUUCCCCUUCUUCAGCAGGAUCAAAAUAAUGGGAUCAGAGGCUGAGCCUGCCUUCAAGUUCCUCACAGAUUCUGUGCAGAAAACCCCAAAGUGGAACUUCUGGAAGUUUCUGGUGAGUCCAGAAGGGAAAGUGAUCCGGUUCUGGCGAACAGACGAGCCCAUGGAAAGCGUCCGACAAGAGGCCACAGCGCUGGUGCGAGAAAUCAUCCUGAAGAAACGGGUGGAGCUAUGAUGGCGCCUAGCGACGGAUGCGGGACACGUUUUGUCCGUGUCGGUGACUGAACUGUUUCCAGUGAGUGCAGUUUGAGACGUCUCCCUGCAGAAACAUGCAGGAUGAGAAGAUCCACUAGUGUCAGUCGCAAAGGCAAUGAUAGUCAUGCAAGGGCAGGCUGGGGUGUUUGUGUCCAUUAAUGUGUGUGUGAUGGCACCAUCCUGUGGGGAAUGACAACAGUCGGGAUGAACAUUCCUAAUAAUGACCACUGCUGCAGCUGAAGGAUUGUUUAGUCUUUGACAUGUUGGAUUUUUUACAAAUGUUCAGUGUGCCUUAUUUUGUACUUUAUACCAUCUCUUUCUAAUGUUUACAUUCAAACCUGUUUCUUAAGAUGAAGCAUUUUAGCCCAUUUUGAGACCAUCAAAUUGUUUAACAUUCAUGCAACAAUAAAAUGAUUUCAUUUUGAUUUGA